UUUCUUUGUAAUCCAGAUUCCAGAAAGAAAUAAAAGAAAAGAAAAUUUAAAGAUUGGAUUUUUAAAGAUGAAGAAAGGAUCCUCCCGAAAGGAAAUUCUUAAUAGUUCGCCAACAAGAACAAUACAUUCGGAUUUAAUUCUAUUCCUGCAUUCCUUCGAUUCCUCUUCUAUAAUUCUUCCUCAAGGUCUCCCGAUCGAUCGAUGAAGCUUAUGUCCUGCAAGUCUAGGGUUUCUUCUUCUCCUCUCCUUCCCGAAAUCAACACCAUCACUAAGAAGAACAACCUGCUGCUGCUGGUGCAAUUGCGAUGUCUUUGAAGAGCAAUUACAGACGGAACGGUCAGAAUCGUCAGAUUCCUCAGCCAUGUCCACACCUUGCCGACUUCCGAUCCCGAAACGGUCAUAAGCCAUUUCGCGCUCUACAGGAGUGCCUCCGAGUCAAGCCACUCGGCCGUGCCGCGAUCCGCCGUGACCCGGACGAAGUCCCUCGCUGUUCCAUCUGUGGUCACUGCGCACCCACUCGUCUCUACGCAUGCGUCGCCUGUGCCUCUGUUUUCUGCCACUCGCUGCCCGAGUCGUCUCAUGCGGCCUCCCAUGCCGAGUCCAUGCCGGGUCACGAGAUCGCCGUCGAUGUUGACCGUGCCGAGCUCUUCUGUUGCGUUUGUCGCGAUCAGGUCUAUGACCAUGACUUUGAUGCUGCCGUUGUCCUUGCACAGACUGCCGCAUCAACUCUUGGCGGCGGAUUGACGUUGCCUCCAUCUCUGCCGCCGGAGAAUCAGAGGAAGCGGAAGAGGGUAGAUUAUCGCCCGUGGACACCCGACCCAAGAGAGCGGUUCUUGAUGGGGACGGGUUCGAGUCCAUUGCAGAGUGGAGACGAAGACUCUUCUUGCUUGCCAUGGGGGUUGCGAGGGCUUAACAAUCUUGGGAACACUUGUUUCAUGAAUUCGGUCCUGCAAGCUCUGCUUCACACGCCUCCACUAAGAAACUAUUUCUUGAGUGAUCGCCAUAACCGGUAUCUCUGUCAGCAGAACAACAAAAUGGGUAAUGUCAAGAAGAAGAACGCAGCGGGCCACGAUAAUAAUAAGAAUUUGCGGCUCUGCCUGGCUUGCGACGUGGAUGCAAUGUUCUCAGCCGUUUUCUCUGCCGAUCGGAAGCCCUACAGCCCAGCAAAUUUUCUUUACAGUUGGUGGCAAUAUGCAGCAAAUCUGGCAAGUUAUGAACAGCAAGAUGCCCAUGAAUUUUUCAUUUCCAUGCUUGAUGGGAUACAUGAAAAGGUGGAGAAAGGUCAACGCAAGCCCCAAAGCCAAGGCAGUGGAGACUGUUGCAUUGCUCACAGAGUAUUCUCUGGUAUCUUGAGAUCUGAUGUCACUUGUACAGCAUGUGGCUUCACGUCUACGACAUAUGAUCCAUGUGUUGACAUCUCAUUGGACUUGGAACCAAACCAGGGGGGUUCUGCAAAGAUGGCUUCCUCAAAGUCACAUUAUGGUUCCAAUGGUGAGACAGAUAGCUAUGGUAUAUCUACCCUGAUUGGAUGCUUGGACCGUUUUACGAGGCCUGAGAGACUAGGUUCUGACCAGAAAUUCUUCUGCCAGCAGUGCCAGGUGAGGCAGGAGUCUUUGAAGCAGAUGUCCAUUAGAAAGCUCCCCCUGGUUUCCUGUUUUCACAUCAAAAGAUUUGAGCAUUCUACCAUAAAAAAUAUGUCGAGGAAGGUUGAUCGUUACUUACAGUUCCCAUUUUCCCUGGAUAUGGCACCUUACCUCUCUUCUUCCAUCUUGAGGAGUAGAUUUGGCAACCGGAUUUUUGCUUUUGAUGAUGAUGAGCCAGACACUUCCAAUGACUUGUCUUCGGAGUUUGAGUUGUUUGCUGUAGUCACACACACAGGUAGAUUGGAUGCUGGCCAUUAUGUAACCUAUCUACGGUUAAGUAAUCAGUGGUACAAGUGUGAUGAUGCAUGGAUAACUCAAGUUAGUGAGAACAUUGUGAGGGCUGCUCAAGGCUACAUGAUGUUUUAUGUACAGAAGAUACUCUACUAUAAAGCGAGUGAGAAAUUGAUUUCCUCGUGAUAUCUUGGCAGGAAACAGAAGUUUGGUGACAAUAAGUUUGUUCAGGCCAGAGAAGUUAGGAUUGACUACCAUGACCAGUAAUUAUGUCUAUACAUCAAAGAGGAUAUAAAUAGCAGUUUUCUGUUCCAUUUAAACCAAUAUAUACAGUAUUGGUUUUACACCACAGGCUUGAUUGAUAUUGGUAGAAGAGCAAGCAGCACUUUGAGCUCUGUGAUUAAAUGCUUUGAGGGUUUAUUUAUAAUUCUCAGUUGGAGCAGAGUGAGCCUAAAUUUUUGAGGCACUCCAGCAAUUUGGUCUUUCAGUAUUUUUCCACGAAGACAUGGGUUCCACGAAAAAUGGUUUGAUUUGAUUUUUUUU
Molecule: messenger RNA, 2417 nt
Organism: Telopea speciosissima
Lineage: Eukaryota; Viridiplantae; Streptophyta; Magnoliopsida; Proteales; Proteaceae
Product: ubiquitin C-terminal hydrolase 22-like
Exons: 3
Coding region: 306-2060 (584 amino acids)
Biological process (GO): protein deubiquitination
Molecular function (GO): zinc ion binding; cysteine-type deubiquitinase activity
Source: RefSeq, a predicted model, not a curated record